Messenger RNA from Camelus dromedarius (Arabian camel), 3391 nucleotides. RefSeq names its product carboxypeptidase X, M14 family member 2 (gene CPXM2). NCBI's taxonomy places the organism in Eukaryota, Metazoa, Chordata, Mammalia, Artiodactyla, Camelidae. The record is from RefSeq and is a predicted model, not a curated record. The transcript is spliced from 14 exons. Gene Ontology annotation, molecular function: metallocarboxypeptidase activity; zinc ion binding. Bases 26 to 2305 code for a protein of 759 amino acids. Gene Ontology annotation, biological process: protein processing; peptide metabolic process.
GCCGAGGGCGCGGGGCGGAGCGGGCAUGGCCCGCCGGGAUGCCGCCGCGCUGGCGCUGAUCCUCGCGCUCCUGACGGUGGUCCUGGCCGGGGCCGGGGCCGGGGCCCAACGCGCAGCCGUCGAGGACCCCGACUACUACGUGCAGGAGGUCUGGAACCGGGAGCCUUAUUACGCACGCCCGGAGCCCGAGCCCAAGCCUGAGCCCUUCUCGCCGCCGCUGCCCCCGGGGCCAGGGAAGGAGGAGCGGGAACCGCGCCCGCCCGAGCCCAGGCCGCCCAAGAAGGCGGCCAAGCCCAAAAAAGCUCCCAAGAAGUUGGCUCCGGAGACGCCUCUCCCAGGUAAAAAUAGCAACAGAAAAGGCAUGAGAACCAAGAGCUUUGAGAAGGCUGCCAGUGAUGAUCACAGCGUCCCGGUGGCCCGUGAUGUGGUCAGAGAGGGUUGCCCACCCCUUGGUCUGGAAACCUUAAAAAUCACAGACUUCCAGCUCCAUGCGUCCACUUCGAAGCGCUACGGCCUGGGGGCGCACCGAGGGAGACUGAACAUCCAGGCGGGUAUUAAUGAAAAUGAUUUUUAUGACGGGGCCUGGUGCGCAGGGAGGAAUGACCUCCGUCAGUGGAUUGAAGUGGACGCCAGACGUCUGACCAGAUUCACUGGUGUCAUCACUCAAGGGAGGAACUCACUCUGGCUGAGUGACUGGGUGACCUCCUAUAAGGUCAUGGUGAGCAAUGACAGUCAUACGUGGGUCACUGUUAAGAACGGAUCCGGAGACAUGAUAUUUGAAGGAAACAGUGAAAAGGAGAUCCCUGUCCUCAACGAGCUGCCCGUCCCCAUGGUGGCGCGCUACAUUCGCAUAAACCCGCAGUCCUGGUUCGACAACGGGAGCAUCUGCAUGAGGAUGGAGAUCCUCGGCUGCCCACUGCCGGAUCCAAAUAACUAUUAUCACCGACGGAACGAAAUGACCACCACCGACGACCUGGAUUUUAAGCAUCACAGCUAUAAGGAAAUGCGUCAGUUGAUGAAGGUGGUGAAUGAAAUGUGCCCCAACAUCACCAGAAUUUACAACAUCGGCAAGAGCCACCAGGGCCUGAAGUUGUACGCCGUGGAGAUCUCCGACCACCCUGGAGAGCACGAAGUCGGUGAGCCCGAGUUCCACUACAUCGCGGGGGCCCACGGCAACGAGGUGCUGGGCCGGGAGCUGAUGCUUCUGCUGAUGCAGUUCCUGUGCCAGGAGUACCUGGCGGGGAACGAGCGCAUCGUCCACCUGGUGGAGGAGACCCGCAUCCACAUCCUCCCCUCCCUCAACCCCGACGGCUACGAGAAGGCCUAUGAGGGGGGCUCGGAGCUGGGAGGCUGGUCCCUGGGACGCUGGACCCACGACGGAAUUGACAUCAACAACAACUUUCCAGACUUAAACACACUGCUCUGGGAGGCUGAGGACCGGCAGGGCAUCCCCAGGAAAGUUCCCAAUCACUAUAUUGCAAUCCCUGAGUGGUUUCUGUCUGAAAAUGCCACGGUGGCGGUGGAGACCCGGGCCGUCAUAGCCUGGAUGGAAAAAAUCCCCUUUGUGCUGGGCGGCAACCUGCAGGGGGGCGAGCUGGUGGUGGCCUACCCCUACGACAUGGUGCGGUCGCUGUGGAAGACGCAGGAGCGCAGCCCCACGCCCGACGACCACGUGUUCCGCUGGCUGGCCUACUCAUACGCCUCCACCCACCGCCUCAUGACAGACGCCAGGAGGAGGGUGUGCCACACGGAAGACUUCCAGAAAGAGGAUGGGACUGUCAACGGGGCUUCCUGGCACACUGUGGCCGGAAGUCUCAACGAUUUCAGCUACCUUCACACAAACUGCUUCGAGCUGUCCAUCUACGUGGGCUGUGAUAAAUACCCGCACGAGAGCCAGCUGCCCGAGGAGUGGGAGAAUAACCGGGAGUCCUUAAUCGUGUUCAUGGAGCAGGUUCACCGCGGCAUCAAAGGCUUGGUGAGAGAUUUGCAUGGCAAAGGAAUUCCAAAUGCCGUUAUCUCGGUAGAAGGCAUUAACCAUGACAUCCGAACAGCCAAUGAUGGGGAUUACUGGCGCCUCCUGAACCCUGGAGAGUAUGUGGUCACAGCCAAGGCAGAAGGUUUCACUUCAUCCACCAAGAACUGCAUGGUCGGCUAUGACAUGGGGGCCACGAGGUGCGACUUCACACUCAGCAAAACCAACAUGGCCAGGAUCAGAGAGAUCAUGGAGAAGUUCCGGAAGCAGCCCAUCAGCCUGCCAGCCAGGCGGCUGAAGCUGCGGGGGCGGAAGAGACGACAGCACUGGUGACUUCCCAACUCUUGAGUCAUGUCCUGGACCCCUGCAAAUUAAACCACCCUGGUUGUAGCUCCGUAGAGGACUACAACAACUCCUUGUUGUUUUCUCUGUAAUUCAAGAAGGCCUGGGGGAAUGUGUGCAUUGCAAGGCUGGUCCUGAGGGGAGGCUUAGGAUAUUUUCUUUGUUCCCAUUUAUCCAAAUAACUUGGACACAGCAGCAGAGGAGGGCUGGUGAGGGUGAGAGAAUUCAGCAAGUCAGCUUGGGAGUCGAGAGAGAGAGGAGCUUACCAGUUGAGGCGUCCUGGCUGCACAAGGGAAACUGAUGCUUCUCCUGUUUGCGUGACAGCAAGAGUUGCCUAUUCAUUUGCAAUUUGCACGGCUACAAUGGCAGCAGCAUUCCCAGGGCUCUGCUGUCCCACAUGUGACCAUUUGAGAUGCCCAUGGGCAUUCUAAGAGAAUCUACCCUCUCUGGCCCCGGGACAUUCCAAGCUGCUGCAAAUAAAUCCUGCAGUCUGUUGACAAUAGAGACAUUACCAAGUGAGCAUUAGUCAGCCUCUCGAAUCAGCUUAGUUUCCCUUUCAACAAAGGAUCAUGCUCAUAAAAGGAGAGAAAGGCUGAAAUAAUUCAAGAGUGAGAGUGGGCAGCAAGCGGGCACUGGGGCUUGUGGCAUGCAUGCUGGGUCCACGGAGAACCCCCCAAACUCCCUGCUGCUACAGUAGCUCUAGGGGUUCCCUGGACGGGGAGAGCAGGAGAUGCAAGCCUUCUUAAGGAACCAGAUCAGUUAACCUGGCUCUCCUCUUUGACCUGAGAGGACUUGAAAAGAGCUGGAAGGAGGCUGUAACAAUACAUUCCUCCUUUCCUGGAAACGAGCACCCCUAAGCUGGCCUGACAUCACUCUGGGAGUUAUUUUUGGUGUGUGGGAUGCCAGACCCUCUAGAUUCGGCUCCAUUUGAUGAAAAGCUCUUAGAAUUAUCUGUGAGCAUCAGUGUGGGAGGGGUUAUUGCAUCGCCGAGCAAGAAAACAAUGUGUCUCACUUUUUAUUCGUGUUGCUGCCUCACUGACCUGGGAAGACUAGAAAAAUAAAGAAAGCAAAUAGUAA